AUGUCGUUCGCCAGAAAGUUCAUUGGAGGCCUAAUUAAUGUCAUCGGCAACAUCGAUCCAGCCCAGUUUAUUCCCUCUGAACCUCCUGCACCUCGCAGACCUCUUGCAUAUGCAGAACAGCAUGAAAGCGAUGAAGAGAAACAGUUCCGCAGAGUCUUCCAGCAACUCGCCGGAGAUGACAUGGAAGUUAGCCCAACUGAACUCAUGAACAUUCUAAACAAAAUCAUUGGAAAGCAUGGUGAUCUGAAGACAGACGGUUUCACUAUUGAGUCUUGUAGAAGCAUGGUGGCAGUCAUGGACAGUGAUAGCACUGGAAAACUUGGCUUCCAUGAGUUCAAAUACCUCUGGAAUAACAUAAAGAAAUGGCAGGGAGUGUACAAGUCCUAUGAUGCUGAUGGAUCUGGUGUUAUUGGGGCAGAUGAGCUGCCCAAUGCUUUCAGAGCUGCUGGGUUUCCUCUCAGCGAACAGCUGUUCCAGAUGAUAAUUCGCAGAUAUAGUGAUGAGAAUGGCAAUAUGGAUUUUGACAACUACAUUGGCUGUCUCGUAAGGCUGGAUGCCAUGUGUCGGGCCUUUAAAACGCUGGAUAAGGACAACAAUGGCACUAUCAAAGUCAACGUUCAGGAGUGGCUUCAGUUGACCAUGUAUUCUUGA
Molecule: messenger RNA, 651 nt
Organism: Nerophis lumbriciformis (worm pipefish)
Lineage: Eukaryota; Metazoa; Chordata; Actinopteri; Syngnathiformes; Syngnathidae
Source: RefSeq, a predicted model, not a curated record